UCGCGCGCGACGACGGGCGCGUCCUCUUCCUCCUCUUCCUCCUCCGCCUCCGCGGCCUCGUCGCGAAGUGCUGCACGCGCACCCCGAGAUCGUCGCGACGCGACGUCGCCUCCACCGCGGAUGAACAGCGGGGACGUCGACGAGAUCUCGGGGGACGGAUCGACUUCCCCAGAUCUCGCCGCGGGCUCGCGCUUGGAACGAUUCGCCGCGGACGCGCGCGAUGUCUUCGACGAGGACGUGCUCAGGCGGCUCAGCGUCGGCGACCGCGCGAUGCUCGCGCUGGUGAGCCGGAGUAUGCGCGACGUCGUCUUCACGUCGUCCGUCGGCGACGUGAAGGACGUCGCGGCGGUGAGGAGGGAGCUCGGGAGGAUGCCGAACUUCGUCGGGUCGGUCGGCAGGUUGGCGUGGGCGAAGGAGCUAGGGUGUCCGUGGAACGAGAAUACUUGCGCCAAAGCCGCGGAAGGCGGCCACCUGGAGGUGCUGCAGUGGGCGCGCGCGAACGGUUGCCCGUGGGACGAGGAUACUUGCCGCGCAGCCGCGGAAUUCGGUCACCUCGAGGUGCUGCAGUGGGCGCGCGCGAACGGUUGCCCGUGGGACGAGGAUACUUGCCGCUAUGCCGCGAAACACGGUCACCUGCACGUGCUGCAGUGGGCGGUCGCGAACGGCGCUCCGUGGGACGAGUACACUUGCUCCUAUGCCGCGGGAGGCGGUCACCUCGAGGUGUUGCAGUGGGCGGUCGCGAACGGCGCUCCGUGGAACGAGUAUACUUGCCGCUAUGCCGCGAAACACGGUCACCUGCACGUGCUGCAGUGGGCGGUCGCGAACGGCGCUCCGUGGGACGAGUACACUUGCUCCUAUGCCGCGGGAGGCGGUCACCUCGAGGUGUUGCAGUGGGCGCACGCGAACGGCGCUCCGUGGAACACGGUGUAUAUCGAUUGGGCCGCGCGAGGCGGCCACCUGGAGGUGGUGCAGUGGGCGCGCGCGAACGGCGCUCCGUGGGGCGAGUGGACUUGCAACAGAGCAGCGGGAGGCGGCCACCUUGAGGUGCUUCAGUGGGCGCGCGCGAACGGCGCUCCGUGGGACGAGAGGACUUGCGCCUGGGCCGCGGAAGGCGGCCACCUGGAGGUGCUGCAGUGGGCGGAAGCGAACGGCUGCCCGUGGGACGCGGAUACUUGCUCUGGUGCCGCGAAAGGCGGCCACCUGGAGGUGCUGCAGUGGGCGCGAGCGAACGGCGCUCCGUGGGACGCGAGGACUUGUCACGAAGCAGCGCUUGGCGGCCACCUUCGGGUGCUGCAGUGGGCGCGCGCGAACGGCAUGCCGUGGGAAUCUAGUUGGGGCAUUUGAACGCGCGGCAAAGCGGCUUCUUUGAAUACUCUGUGGAACGACGUGACCUCACGAACGAAGAACGUGCGAACGAACGAACGCGAACGAGUAGAACGCACACAUACACGCGCACGUAGACGAUGUAACGAAGCGAACGCGCAAAUU
Molecule: messenger RNA, 1488 nt
Organism: Micromonas pusilla CCMP1545
Lineage: Eukaryota; Viridiplantae; Chlorophyta; Mamiellophyceae; Mamiellales; Mamiellaceae
Exons: 1
Coding region: 121-1344 (407 amino acids)
Molecular function (GO): protein binding
Source: RefSeq, a predicted model, not a curated record